Messenger RNA from Morus notabilis, 1233 nucleotides. RefSeq names its product U2 small nuclear ribonucleoprotein A'. NCBI's taxonomy places the organism in Eukaryota, Viridiplantae, Streptophyta, Magnoliopsida, Rosales, Moraceae. The transcript has 8 exons. Gene Ontology annotation, biological process: mRNA splicing, via spliceosome. Bases 66 to 938 code for a protein of 290 amino acids. The record is from RefSeq and is a predicted model, not a curated record. Gene Ontology annotation, molecular function: U2 snRNA binding; protein binding.
AGAGAGAGAGAGAGAGAGAGAGAGAGGAAAGAGGAACACAGAAGAGAAGAGAAGAGAAGAGAAGGAUGGUAAGGCUGACAGCAGACCUGAUAUGGAAGAGCCCUCAUUUCUUCAAUGCCAUUAAGGAGCGUGAGUUGGAUCUUCGAGGUAAUAAGAUUGCUGUAAUCGAGAACUUAGGAGCCACCGAGGACCAAUUUGACACGAUUGAUCUGUCGGACAAUGAGAUUGUAAAGCUCGAAAACUUGCCUUAUCUAAACCGAUUGGGUACUUUGCUCAUUAACAACAAUCGAAUUACCCGCAUCAAUCCCAAUAUUGGUGAGUUCUUGCCAAAGUUGCACAGUUUGGUUCUGACGAACAACAGGCUUGUCAACUUAGCAGAGAUCGACCCUCUCGCGUCCCUCCCUAAGCUGCAAUUCCUAAGCCUUCUGGACAACAACAUCACCAAGAAGCCCAAUUACAGGCUCUACGUCAUCCACAAACUCCGCUCCCUUCGCGUUCUUGAUUAUAAGAAAAUCAAAACCAAGGAGAGGUUGGAGGCUAAGAAUUUGUUUGCAUCCAAACAAGAUGAAGAAGACGCUAUAAAAGAAUCCGCCAAGACGCUCACGCCGGUCGACACUGCGGAUGUCCCUCAAGCUGCUGCUGCAGAAGACGAAGAUACAACCCACAAAGUGGUUGCUCCCACUCCCGAGCAAAUCACCGCCAUUAAGGCUGCCAUUGUGAAUUCUCAGACGCUGGAAGAGGUUGCAAGACUUGAAAAGGCAUUGAAGUCCGGACAGCUUCCUGCAGAUUUCAAACUUUCAGAUGAUAAUGCUCAGUCCGGCAGCAUUCAAGGAACAGAUGAAAGUAAAGUCCAGAAUAAUGAAAAUGAGGCUGAUGGUGAACCAAGGGAUGUGGAGGGACAGGGUAAAGAUGAAUCUGCACCCAUGGAACAGGAGUAGACCGGGGGUGCGUUUCUAUUGUUAUUUGGUUGUAUUCGCCGUGUUGCAUCCGUGAUGGCUAGUGGGGCGAGCUCUCAACUGAGACUCAUCAAUUCCUUUAUGAUCAGAGAUAUGCUAUGCCUCUUUAAAUUCUCUUAGGUUCUAAUGAUGCUGAUCCUUUUUUACUUUUUUUUUUUUUCUUUAUUCUUUUCUUGCGUGUUAAAAGAGGUCUUUAAGGGUGUUGAAGAUCCUUAAUGUUGUACUUGAAUCUGUUGGAAUCUUAAUAUAUAAUAAUAUACGCUUUAAUUGACUUUAA